This is a messenger RNA of Penicillium alfredii, 1683 nucleotides long. Its product is annotated as serine hydrolase domain-containing protein. The record is from RefSeq and is a predicted model, not a curated record. The coding region runs from base 1 to 1683 and encodes 560 amino acids. Lineage: Eukaryota; Fungi; Ascomycota; Eurotiomycetes; Eurotiales; Aspergillaceae. The transcript has a single exon.
AUGGCGGACCCAACUCACGUCUCAAGUACACUUUUGAAACGUCUAGAGGAAUGCCUACCGCAAAUCCACCAAAUCAGAGAGAUAUGCCAAACUCCAUCGAUCACCUUCGGAGUAGUCCACAAAGGCAAAGUCAUCUUCAAAAAAAGCAUCGGGCAUCGAGACGCCGAGCAACAACUUCAGCCUGACGCCGAUACUAUGUAUAUGAUCGGCUCUUGCUCCAAAAUGUUUACUUCGGCUGCUGCCGCAAUCCUUGUCGACGAAGGAAAGCUGAGCUGGAGGGACCCAAUUCAAAUGCACGUUCCUGAUUUUAACCCGGAAGGAGAUCCUCGCAUUGGCCGGGAGGCAGACAUCAUCGACUGUCUACGGCAUAGUACAGGGCUCACCGCUCCAUCUAUGCUAUGCAUUGGCCCUCGAAAGACCAUUCUCACUGGCGAAGAAGAUCUCAUUCCGCUGCUGAACAUGAUGCCAACUUCAGACGAGAAGGGGCAAAGGUUUAACCGCGAAUGGUCGUAUAAUAAUUACUUGGUUGGGCUUGUGGCACAGGCUAUCCAAAACCUGACCGGCCAACGCUUUGCGGACUUCGUGCGCGAGAGGAUUCUGGAUCCUCUUGGAAUGACUAGGACGGCAAUGAAAAGAUCGGACGUUGAGAAUGAUGGUAAUGUGGCGGUUCCUUGCGUGAAGCUGAGUGACGGGCGUUUCGUUCAGGGGCCUGAGCAGUCGUGGCCGUGUGAAGAACAUUCACCACUACUCGCCGCCACUGGGAUGCGGAGCAGUCUCAACGAUAUGCUUAACUGGUGUAUUGCUGUACUUGCCGCAGAGCGAAGUGAAAAUGAGACCCAUGCGGCUAAACAGCCGAACAAUCCGUUAAGGCAGAUGGCUCGGGUCCGGCGUGGUUACUGGACGCGACCUGCCGAUGAUCCUGACUUUAGCAAGGAUGCCGCAUAUGGUAUGGGUUGGUUUCGAGCGGAGCUUCCUUCCUCGAUGCUUGGUGCGAUGAGCGGUAAUUCUGAGUCUCGAGACAAAGAUCAUCAAUUACAUUUACGAUAUAUCCUAGGAAAAGAUGCCGAGCCAUUUCAGAUGAUAGGGCACACGGGUGGCAUGAUUGGUUCGAUAUUUUCAGUGUUCACGUUUCCGGAGACUCAGAGUGCGGUUGUCACAAUGACGAACGGAAGGGACUUUGGCGAUGCGAGUGAUUUUACAGCCCAGCUCUUGAUCCAGGCGCUGUUCGACCUGAAGCCCUCAGUGGAUCUGACGUCCUGGGCGAAGGUGGAAGCAGGGCUGGCUGCAAGGUAUUUCCGAGAGAAAAUCGAGCAGCCCUGGAAAGAAGGCAGGCGCCUUAGUGACCAGGAGCGAGAUCCGAUGGUCUAUUUGGGGCACUAUUGUGGCUUUAAAGGUCGCUUUACACUGAGUGUCGCUUACCGUCACGGGAUAUGCGAUGCUAAACUGUUCGUGUUGUUCAAUUAUCGUGAGGCCUCGGAGUGUCCGUUAUCUUUCUACCGGCAAGAUGUGUACAGCUUUUUCGAGCAGAGGGAAGACAUACGGAAGACGCGGGCAAUCAACGCAGCAGAUCACAGACAGAUGUUGCUGGAGUUCAAGGUCAAUGAAAGGGCAGAUAAGGCACUAGGUCUGUGGUGGAAGUGGGAUACUGAUGCGAAAGCUGCUUGGCUUGAGCGGGUUGGUUAG